Molecule: messenger RNA, 2770 nt
Organism: Zingiber officinale
Lineage: Eukaryota; Viridiplantae; Streptophyta; Magnoliopsida; Zingiberales; Zingiberaceae
Product: protein RETICULATA-RELATED 5, chloroplastic-like
Exons: 7
Coding region: 84-2384 (766 amino acids)
Source: RefSeq, a predicted model, not a curated record
UAAAGCUGGGUCAGUUAGGCCUGCCCAGUGCGCUGGCGGGCGAUCCGGAAGAGUAGGGUGCGAGCGGAUAACGGGCCGACGAAAUGAUCGCCCACGGCCAGAACAUCGCCGAUCUCGCGUCCUCGUUCCUUUCCCAGCGCCGCCCUCCUCCUCGCAGCCGCUUUGCCCGCCAAUAUUCCCCUGUGAGGUUUCUCUCUCCGAGGCCCGCAGCACGAGCACUCCGCCACGACACCUCGGGCGAUGAUGGGGACGGCCAGGCGGCCGUCACUGCCAAGCGGCGGGAGUUCUUGCUGUUGCCCUCCUUGGCCAUGGCUGCGGGCUUCCUUUACUCGUUUUCGGCUGCCGCCGCAGAGGAGAAGGCCCCCGAGCCGCCGCCCGCCCCGCCCGCGUCCUCCGUCGUUGACGAAGAGAAAGUGAAGGAGAAGGAAGAUAAGCAGGAGGAGCCGGAGAUUUUGUCUAGGAUUUACGACGCGACGGUGAUUGGGGAACCGGAGGCGGUGGGGAAGGACAAGAGGAGGUUGUGGGAGAAGUUGAUGGGCGCUCGCGUGGUGUACUUGGGGGAGUCCGAGAUGGUGCCGGAUCGGGACGAUAGGGUCUUGGAGUUGGAGAUUGUCAAGAAUCUUAGGAAUCGUUGCUUGGAGCAGCAGAGGACCAUAUCCUUGGCUCUCGAAGCUUUUCCUAUUGAUCUCCAACAACAGCUAAAUCAGUUCAUGGAUGGAAGAAUUGAUGGAGGAAGCUUAAAAACUUACACUUCCCAUUGGCCAUCUGAACGCUGGCAGGAAUAUGAACCUCUCCUAAAUUACUGUCGUGAUAAUGGAAUUAGGAUUGUUGCUUGUGGUACCCCACUGAAGGUACUCAGAACUGUUCAAGCUGAAGGCAUUCGAGGCCUUAGAAAUGGAGAGCGGAAGUUAUAUGCUCCUCCAGCUGGAUCAGGCUUCAUUUCUGGCUUCACUUCCGUCACUGGAAGAUCACUGAUAGACAGCAUUUCUUCAAGUCCAUCUUACCUUUUUGGUCCAAGUUCAUACCUAUCUGCGCAGGCUAGAGUUGUUGAUGAUUAUACAAUGUCCCAGAGUAUCCUUAAAGCUAUUACAGAUGACGAUUCAGUGGGGAUGCUUGUAGUUAUAACUGGUGCAAGCCAUGUAAUUUAUGGAUCAAGAGGAAUAGGAAUUCCUGCUCGAAUAUCGAAGAAACUGCAAAAGAAAAAUCAAGCUGUGAUACUACUUGAUCCUGAAAGACAGCAAAUACGCAGAGAAGGUGAAGUCCCAGUUGCUGAUUUCUUGUGGUACUCUGCUGCUAAGCCUUGCAGUAGAAAUUGCUUUGAUCGUGUUGAAAUUGCUCGUGUAAUGAAUGCAGCAGGGAGGAGACGUGAAGCUCUACCUCAGGACCUCCAGAAAGGAUUGGACCUUGGAAUUGUGUCACCUGAGAUACUGCAGAAUUUUUUUGACCUUGAGCAAUAUCCUUUAAUCUCUGAACUGAUUCACCGAUUCCAAGGUUUUCGGGAAAGGCUUCUGGCAGAUCCUAAAUUUCUACAUAGGUUGGCCAUAGAAGAGGCCAUUUCAAUUACAACAACACUAUUAGCUCAAUAUGAAAGACGGAAAGGACGAUUUCUUGAAGAAAUUGAUUAUGUUCUAACUGAUACUAUCAGAGGUUCUGUUGUUGAUUUUUUUACCGUGUGGCUUCCUGCUCCAACACUUUCUUUUUUAACUCAUGCUGAUGAAAGUUCAUCAUCGGAGAAUUUUGAUUUGUUGAAAGACCUACUAGGGUCAAUUCCAGAUAAUGCCUUCCAAAAAAAUGUUGUGGGUAAAGACUGGAAUUUGAGUCAUAGGUUUGCAUCAGUAUUCGUUGGAGGAUUGAAACUUGCGGGUGUGGGAUUUAUCUCUAGUAUUGGUGCCGGAGUUGCUUCAGAUGUUUUGUAUUUACUCCGUCAAAGUUUGAGACCAGCAUUAUCUGUGAAUAAACGCAAAAGAUCUCCCAUAUACAAGUCAGCAAUAGUAUAUGGAUGCUUUCUUGGGACUUCAGCAAAUUUGCGUUAUCAGAUAAUUGCUGGAUUAGUGGAACACCGCCUUUCUGAUUAUUUGUUAUCUUAUGGCAAUGGAACAUUACUUGUUAAUGCAUUGUCUUUCACUGUCCGCACGAUCAACUCAUACUGGGGAACACAGCAAUGGGUUGAUCUUGCUCGAUAUACAGGACUACAAAUUCAAAAAAAGGAAGCUAUCCAGGAUCAGGUUGCAAAUACAUCCGAUGUGCCACUUUUAGAAUGCUCCAAGACACAAAGAAACAACACGGAUGAAAGCAAUAAUCAGGUGCAGCUUUUAGAAUGCUCCACAACAAAGAUAAACAAUAUGGAUGAAAACAAUAAUCAGUCAGGUGAUACCCCAACAUAAUACAUCAGCUACGAUCAAUCCGUGCAGAUGGUUACAGAUACUCAGGAUCAGUACAUGGCUCAAUUUGUUGUCUAUCGGAUGGACUACUGCAGUUCGACACAACUUUGGUUUUUGUAGCUAUUGUUUCCAGAAUGGCAACCUCAAGAAAUCACAAAUGUAGCCGUGCCUGAGUUUCAGAAACUAUCCUUGGCAAAAGUUUGACAAGAAGAUGCACAUAACACAAAGUUAACUGGAAAUAGUUUUCUGCUUCAGAAACCAACACAAUACCAAUCUCCUACAGUGCUACAUUUUUUUUUCUUUCUUUAGACUAUCAAAGGUCCAUUUUGAAGAACACAUUUUGGUUUGAAAUUUGACACUUGAUCACCUAAUCAACUCAAGUUUAUACA